Molecule: messenger RNA, 2514 nt
Organism: Saccharomyces cerevisiae S288C
Lineage: Eukaryota; Fungi; Ascomycota; Saccharomycetes; Saccharomycetales; Saccharomycetaceae
Gene: ROD1
Product: Rod1p
Exons: 1
Coding region: 1-2514 (837 amino acids)
Biological process (GO): positive regulation of receptor internalization
Cellular component (GO): membrane
Molecular function (GO): ubiquitin protein ligase binding
Source: RefSeq, marked reviewed
AUGUUUUCAUCAUCAUCUCGACCUUCAAAAGAGCCAUUACUAUUUGACAUCAGACUUAGAAAUUUGGACAAUGAUGUUUUACUGAUAAAAGGCCCCCCUGAUGAGGCAUCUUCUGUCCUACUAUCUGGAACUAUAGUAUUGUCAAUUACUGAGCCAAUUCAAAUCAAGUCUUUGGCUUUGAGACUUUUUGGUAGGUUGAGACUAAAUAUUCCAACGGUUUUACAAACUGUUCAUGGGCCGCAUAAGCGAUACUCAAAGUUUGAGAGAAACAUAUAUUCUCAUUUUUGGGAUGAUUUUAAUAUAAAAAGUUAUUUCCAAAACUUGUACGAUAAUCAUAAUAAUGGUAAAAUAACAAUUUCUAGUAAAUCCUCAACAAAUUUAGCAGCAUUGCCAAAGAGAAAAAGAGCCCUUUCUACUGCAUCAUUGAUAUCAAGUAAUGGGCAGACAAGCGCAAGCAAAAACUAUCACACCUUAGUAAAAGGUAACUACGAAUUCCCUUUCAGCGCGAUUAUUCCUGGGUCAUUAGUGGAAAGUGUAGAAGGCCUACCAAAUGCUGCCGUCACUUAUGCUCUGGAAGCUACUAUCGAGAGACCUAAGCAGCCCGACUUGAUCUGUAAAAAACAUCUAAGAGUUAUUCGAACGUUAGCUAUAGAUGCAGUCGAGUUAUCUGAAACAGUAUCAGUGGAUAACUCAUGGCCUGAAAAAGUCGAUUAUACGAUCUCCAUUCCAACUAAGGCAAUUGCCAUUGGCUCUUCCACCAUGAUCAAUAUUUUAAUUGUUCCUAUAUUAAAAGGAUUGAAGUUAGGCCCUGUUAGGAUCAGUUUGGUGGAAAAUUCCCAGUAUUGUGGUAGCUAUGGAGGGGUUAUCAACCAAGAAAGAAUGGUGGCUAAAUUAAAACUAAAAGAUCCCCUGAAGCACGUUGCCCAAAUAAAGAAGAAGAGGAGCCUAAAUGAAGCUGCCGACGAAGGGGUUGAUACGGACACAGGGGAAUUUCAAGAUAAAUGGGAAGUUCGAGCUUUAUUAAACAUACCUGCAAGCCUGACUAAAUGCUCCCAAGACUGUCGCAUUUUAUCUAAUAUCAAAGUCCGUCAUAAGAUCAAGUUCACUAUAAGUUUACUCAAUCCGGACGGUCAUAUUUCAGAAUUGCGUGCGGCACUGCCUGUCCAAUUAUUCAUUUCACCGUUUGUUCCAGUCAAUGUAAAGACCUCCGAUGUUAUUGAAAGAACGCUCAAAACGUUUGGACCCUCAUAUCAAGUAACAAGUCAGCACGAUAAUUCAUUCAGCAGCAAAAACUUUGUAGACGAUAGUGAAGAAGAUGUGAUUUUUCAAAGAUCUGCUUCUGCGUUACAAUUGUCUUCAAUGCCAACCAUAGUAUCUGGCUCUACUUUAAAUAUCAAUAGUACUGAUGCAGAGGCUACCGCAGUCGCUGACACAACUAUGGUAACUAGUUUGAUGGUACCUCCCAACUACGGCAAUCACGUUUACGAUCGAGUGUAUGGCGAGGUAACUAAUGAAGACGAAACUUCAGCAUCAGCUUCUUCAAGUGCCGUCGAAUCACAGGCAAUUCACAAUAUUCAAAACCUAUAUAUAUCGGAUAGUAACAAUAGCAAUAAUCCUAUUUUGGCACCAAAUCCUCAAAUCAAGAUUGAAGAUGAUAGCCUAAAUAAUUGUGACUCUCGAGGGGACAGCGUUAACAAUAGUAACCUGAAUCUGGUUAAUAGUAAUCUAACAAUUAGUGAAAAUUGGAACAAUAACUCUCCUUCUGCAAAUAGAUAUAAUAACAUCAUUAAUGCUGGAUUGAAUAGUCCUUCACUGACACCAAGCUUUGCACAUUUAUCUAGGCGUAACUCAUAUAGUCGCCAAACAUCUUCUACAUCGCUGAAGAACGAUUUGGAACUGACAGAUUUAAGCAGAGUUCCCUCGUAUGAUAAAGCAAUGAAAUCUGAUAUGAUUGGUGAGGAUCUUCCACCGGCUUAUCCCGAGGAAGAACUUGGAGUUCAAGAAAAUAAAAAAAUUGAACUAGAAAGGCCACAAAUUCUUCAUCACAAGUCUACAUCCUCUUUGUUGCCACUUCCAGGCUCGAGCAAGAGUUCCAAUAAUCUGAAAAGAUCGUCUAGUAGGACACAUUUAUCCCACUCUCCAUUACCAAGGAAUAAUAGCGGAUCCUCAGUAUCAUUGCAGCAGUUGGCGAGAAACAACACAGAUAGUUCAUUUAAUCUAAAUCUCUCUUUCACUUCAGCAAAAAGCAGCACAGGAAGCAGACAUUUUCCGUUUAAUAUGACAACAUCUUUCACUAGUAAUUCAAGUUCCAAGAACAAUUCACAUUUUGAUAAAACUGAUUCUACAUCUGACGCUAAUAAGCCAAGAGAAGAGGAAAACUAUACGAGCGCAACCCACAAUCGAAGGUCACGCUCAUCGUCAGUUCGGAGCAACAAUAGCAACUCACCAUUAAGACAAGGAACAGGUUCAUUUGCUAAUUUAAUGGAGAUGUUCACAAAACGGGAUCGCUCAUAG